Molecule: messenger RNA, 5202 nt
Organism: Sciurus carolinensis (gray squirrel)
Lineage: Eukaryota; Metazoa; Chordata; Mammalia; Rodentia; Sciuridae
Gene: Sike1
Product: suppressor of IKBKE 1
Exons: 5
Coding region: 58-681 (207 amino acids)
Source: RefSeq, a predicted model, not a curated record
ACGACUAAAGCGAAUCGCCUAAGAGAGCAGGGCAGGGGUCCGGGUCCUCCCACCGCUAUGAACUGCACCAUCGAGAAGAUCCUGACAGACGCCAAGACACUGCUGGAAAGGCUGCGGGAGCAUGAUGCGGCAGCCGAGUCGCUGGUGGAUCAGUCGGCCGCGCUGCACCGGAGGGUGGCCGCUAUGCGGGAGGCGGGGACAGCGCUUCCGGACCAGUAUCAAGAAGAUGCAUCCGACGUGAAGGACAUGUCUAGAUACAAGCCUCACAUUCUGCUGUCUCAAGAGAACACACAGAUUAGAGAUUUGCAGCAGGAAAACAGAGAGCUGUGGGUUUCUUUGGAGGAACAUCAGGAUGCUUUGGAACUCAUCAUGAGCAAAUACCGGAAACAGAUGUUACAAUUAAUGGUUGCAAAAAAAGCAGUGGAUGCUGAACCAGUUCUGAAAGCUCAUCAGUCUCACUCUGCAGAAAUUGAAAGUCAGAUUGAUAGAAUCUGUGAGAUGGGAGAAGUGAUGAGGAAAGCAGUUCAGGUGGAUGAUGAUCAGUUUUGUAAAAUUCAGGAAAAACUAGCACAAUUGGAGCUUGAAAAUAAAGAACUUCGAGAAUUAUUGUCCAUCAGCAGUGAAUCUCUUCAGGUCAGAAAGGAAAACUCAGUGGACACUGCUUCCCAACCCAUCAAAUAACUGAACUUCCAAAUGAUGGCCGAAGAUUGUCUAUCUAGGAAGGAAUUUAUGUUUCCACCUAAGUAUUGUCCAUCCAGUGUCUUGCCUCACACUUGAUUUAGUGUUGAUUAUAGAUAUCAGGCAGCAGUUUAGAAUUCCUAGUCAAUGUUGGUGUCCACAAAAUAGUUUUGGAGUAUAUUGUGAGAAUAUACACUGAGUUUCACCAUUCCUUUCUCUGCAAGACUACUUUUAAAUUUCACUUCUGGGACCUCAAUUUAUAUAAACUGUUUUCUUUUUUGUUUUCAUAUCUCUGAAACUUUGAGCAUUUUAUUAUAAGCCAGUUCUUUUAUCUUAUAGAGGAUCAUAAAAUACGCUUCUAAGGAUUUUUAAGAGAUUUAACUUUUUAAAUCUUUUUGGCAUAAACCUGGAUUUUUUUUCUGUUUGACAAAAGUAACUUGAUUCCACAGAAUUAGAUUGGCAGAUUCUCUGAUUUGUAAUGUCAUUCACCUGUGAAGUUUUGAUUCUCUCUGGUGCUAGGAGUUGGCACUUUGUGGUUGGGUGUCUUUACUCUUAAUUUGAGAGAACCUACUGCUAGAUCCCAGGAAAUAUACUUGAAACUAAAUAAGCCAACUAUUUUCCCCCCACAGUGGUAAUAUAUAGUCAUAUCAUUCAACAAAUGCUGAGGAAUUUGUCCUGUGUAUGUGCACUCACACGUGUCCUUUGUUGAAAUGCCAAAAUGUAGCUUUUAUUUAUUUAUUUAAGUAUAAGUAGUCAGUUUUCAAUUUUGUCCAGCUAGGAAACCCUCAACUUAGGUAGUUUAUCUAGGGUGAAGAGCAUAUCAUGUAUUUAUCUAUAUCAUAGUUCUUACAUACUAUAUUCUAUUUAAUUUAUAUAACUUUUAUUUUAUAGUUAAGAACCACCACCUACUUGGAUGUCUCAUUAUUAGCACUGGUAUUUGGCUCUUUUUACAUGUUUUUUUUUACAUCAAUGCAUUUUAAUUACUUAAGAAGAGUCAGGGGGCUUGGCAUAUAGCUCAGUUGGUAGAGUGCUCACCUGGCAUGCACAAGGCCCUGGGUUCAAUCCCUGGCACCACCAAAAAAAAAAAAAAAAGAAGAGUCAUUACAUUCAUAUUGCUGUGUAAGCAACAACAAAGCGACCUUCAGAUUUAAAUUCUGAGUAGUCAACCAGGUUCACUCAUUAACUCAUUCCUGUUUUAGUUCAGUCACAUUUCAAAUUUCUAAAUUACUUUGUUAUACUAUCUAUUUAGAUUUGCCCCCAAAUGGUUCAAAUAAACCUAUCAGUAUUUUCCAGUAUCCUUAAACAUCAUAGUACUGCACGGGAUAGACACAGUAUUAAAGAGUUAUUUGCUAGUGCUUUGUGUGAUGUAAAGUUUCACUUGUACUGCUCUAAAGAACUAACUCCAGAUAAAAUUUUUUAAAUCUCCCCAAAAAUGUCUUAAAAGCAUCCAGUUCCAGUAAUGGCAAUGUACUGUGUAGAUUACUGGGCAUUAAUGAACAGAUAGAUGUUAUUUUAGAAUUUGUCAAAUUUCUUUUCACUGUCAUGUAGAGAAUUUGACUGGAAAACACUUCCACCCCCCCAAGUGUGUGCAUAUUUAUUUCAUUUUCCAAGGGUAAGUAAACUUUUAGUUCAGCUAUUUGCCUUGAAGUAAACCCUGAGUGAUUUGUAAGUGAAGUAAGCCCCAAGUACCCUAAGUGUAUCACAGGUCCAUUUAGGAGGUAGGUAUCCUGAACCUGAACCUUUGUCAGCUGCCAUGCCCAAGUUUUCUUGAAAAUGAUAAAGUUAUCAAGUAGUUCAUUAAGAUAUAAAUAUAGUAUCCCUUGCCUUUUGUUCUUUUAGAGCAGUUUAUGAAAUUCUUUACAUCGCAGGUUUCUGGAUAAAUCUAUAUGUUAACUUUUCUCCUGGGAAAUCAAAACCUUGAUGUCCAGUGACUCAGGAGGCUGAGGUGAAAGGAUUGCAAAUUCAAGGCCCCAAUAACUUAGUGAGAUGCCAUCUCAAAAUAAAAAGGGCUAGGGAUGUAGCGAAGUGGUAAAGUGCCCCUGGGUUCAAGCCCCAGUAGCACCCUCCUCAAAAAAAGUUUUUGCUUUUCAUGUGAGUAUAAAGAGUUUUCAGUGCCCUACAUAUAAAUUCUGGCUGGUGUUAGUUCUAUAAAGGUAAUGUAUAGUUAGAAAAUUAAAUGGAGAAGGAAUGCUCUUCACUUUCAGUAAAUAUUAAUGUCUUGCAAUAGAUGGAGGAACUUGACUGGUUUGCAAAAUUUCAGAAUAAAAUUAUCUUUUCUAGUGAAAACCUAUUUUUGAGAAGAUAAGCCAGUUUUACUCAGUAUUGAAUGUCGUUGUUAGGAAGUGCAGAGGGUUUUUGUUUCAUAUAUAUAUAGCAACCUUGUCAAGUAGUCUUGACAAAGGUUUUGUAAAUAAUUUGUAAUUAGCUAGGAAUGGUGGUGUACUCCUGUAAUCCCAGGGACUCAGGAGCCAGAAGCAGGAAGAUCACAAGUUUAAGGGCAGCCUGGGCAACUUAGUGACAACCUGUCUUAAAAUAAAAAAUAAAAAAGGGCUUGGAGAUGUAGCUCAGUGGUAGAGGCCACUGGGUUCAUUCCCUAGUACUGGGGGAAAAAUCAUAAAUGUCCUAUAAUUAGCAUAAUAUAUUCAUCAAGGUAUAAUAGUAUCAUAUUAAUAAGGUAUUAAUUACAGUAGUACCUUAUGUGUAUUCAAACAUUGAAGUUAUAUUUCAAUAUUCUUCAAAGUGUGGCUCACUGACCUGCUAAAAUAGAAAUUUGAGGAUGGGAUCCAGGAAUUUGUAUUUUAAUAAUCAUCCUGAAUAACUCAUAAAGAUAGAAGUUUAAGAAUAUGUAGUCUGUAUGCAAAGCAUUUCAUUAGGAGUUGUGAGUUGAAAAAGGCCUUGACAUUUUCUGAAGAAAAGAAUGGUAAGGGAAGAAUAGCAAGCAUACAUAUAAUGCAACAUGAUAAAUUCAAUAUAAAUAUGUAUAGGAAACAGGAAGGACUAUUUAAACUUAAGAAUCUAGUUGAGAAAAAAUGACUAGGAGGAGAACCAGAAAACCUUGGUGUCACAGAAGCAAAGUACAGAUGGUAUUGCCAAUAAUAACUACCAUUUAUUGAAUGCUUUACUGUGUGUCAGGUACUGGUAUAUAAUCUCCAUAUCAACUGUACCUCAUUUUAUAGCUAGUCAGGCAUAAGGAAGUUAUUUUUCCAGAUUGGAACCAAGAUGCAGACUAGGCACUUUUAAAUACAUUUCUUUGUUUUAUUCAAAUACAGUCUUAACCACCAAGUUAAGGUACCUUAAAGUGUGAAAUAUUGUACAGUUUAUGGUUCUUGAUUAGCAAAAUCAAUUUUUAUUAAUAGGGCAAAAGAAACCGACUGCUUAUACAUUAGAAAAUAAAUGAAUUCAAUAAAUAGAGUCAACUAAUGAGAUACAACUAUUAUCUGUUUUCCAGAAUGGCAUAGCUGAGAGUACAUGUGCUUGUAACUGAAAGGAGCAAUGCUUAAUUGGUGGUUCUUACCAUAUACAGGAAGGGUGCAACUCUGUUUUUCCAAUCUGCCUCUGUUUUAUAUUGGUUUUCAUCCUUCAUGCUAUUUUCUUGUAAUUGCUGGAAGGUUGCUGCUGUACCACAUGUCAUGCCCAUGUUCAAGACAGGAAAAAACUAUAGGAAAUGACCUGUGCUAGCUAUGUGUAUAUUCCCUUUUAUGAGAAAAACAAAGCUUUUUCCAAAAAUUCCAAAGGAUUUCCCUUCCCCAUAUUUGCCUGGCCUGUUAAAUGACUACUUCUAACUGCAAAGGAGACUAGGUUCAUAGCUGGCCCAAGUAAAAUGAAAAUUAACAAAGAGAAAUUAUGUUGAGAAAAUAAUGCCCAUCACAUUGUCAUGUCCUUUAAGUAUUAGUUAAAGGAAUGUAUUGAUGUUAAAUAUCUAAAAGAAUGGGCUGUGGCAGGCAUCUGUCAUUUCCUUUUUGGCUGCGUAAUAUCCCAACUACCGUCUUUAAGGAAUCCCUCACCAAAUGAGGUGGAGCCUUUAUCCCACCUAAGUGUCAGAUAUGUUUUCCCAACCUGAUUUACAGGUAGGGAAGAUCUACCUUAAACUUUAAAGUUAGUGGUAAAACGAAACAGGAAACUAUGGCAGAAUCCUUUGAAAAUGUUGACCAACAACAAUGACUUUUACAUUAGCUCCACAAAGGAGCAGCAAGAUCAACUUUUCUUUCAGUGACAAAAACUCAGUAUCUAGUGUCAACAGAUUGGUACUUGAAUCUGCAGUGUCUGCCCAACAGUGGAGACUGGAGUCUUCACUGAAGCAAUUCUCUGAUAUCACUGGAGACUAUAACUUCCAGCUCUGGUUUCCUGAUUGGCCUGGAGAUCUUACUGCCUCCCUCUCCCAAUCCCCACCCCAGGGCCAAGGACUGAACCUGGGGCCUUGUACAUGCUAGGCAAGGGAGUGUUGUGCCACUGAGCUAAAUUCCCAACCCCGGCCUAGAGAUCUUGAGAAUUACUUUUAAUAAAACAACUUUUUGUUAAAGCUGA